GGUGUCACUGCUGGUUGGGUCCCUCUAGGAGAGAGAAGGAGGGGGUGUCACUGCAGGUUGGGUCCCUCUAGGAGUGUAGUCUGAUCUUCAAAGGAAGGCAUUCUGGUGAGAGAGGAUAUAGAUAUUGCUUGUGGAUGAAGAGAAGGGGAGAUCAGACUACAUGCCAGGACUGAUAAUUGCAUUGCAAUAGUUUUCAGCCUUCACAAACAGCUUCAUUUGCUUGAAAUACGCCAUUUUCAGAUGUAACAUUUCAUACGUACCUUUUCGAAGAAAAAAAAGUGUUAACAUGUACUUUAUAAAGUAUGAACAAGGGAUAAUUAUAUGUUUACAUUCUUAAAACCAUGAUAUUCUGUGUAACGUGAUUGAUAAAAGUCUUCCUUCAGAUUUGUAUGAUGAAAUGUUCUUUUCUUUUACUUUUUUUUCCCUUUUUCUAACACUACAAGUAAGGCCCAUCCUGUAGGUUUUAGUUUUAGUCCUAAUCUUGUGUCUUAGUAGUUUUGGUUUUACCGUUUUGUACUUGUUGGAACAGCCGACUCCUCCCCCUUCUCAUAAAUCUCAGGACGUCUGUAGUAGACUCCAAUGAUAAGUCCAUCAGUUCAGAGACCCGUCUAUCAUUCCUCCCGUAAUUCCUCCUCCGCACCAUCACCACCUCCAACCACAUCACCAUCACCACCUCCAACCACAUCACCAUCACCACCUCCAUCCACAUCACCACCUCCAUCCACAUCACCAUCACCACCUCCAUCCACAUCGCCAUCACCACCUCCAACCACAUCACCACCUCCAUCCACAUCACCAUCACCACCUCCAUCCACAUCACCAUCACCACCUCCAUCCACAUCACCACCUCCAUCCACAUCACCAUCACCACCUCCAACCACAUCACCAUCACCACCUCCAACCACAUCACCACCUCCAACCACAUCUCCAUCACCACCUCCAUCCACAUCACCAUCACCACCUCCAUCCACAUCACCACCUCCAUCCACAUCACCACCUCCAACCACAUCACCAUCACCACCUCCAACCACAUCACCAUCACUACCUCCAUCCACAUCACCACCUCCAUCCACAUCACCAUCACCACCUCCAUCCACAUCACCACCUCCA
Rana temporaria (common frog) is the source of this 1110-nucleotide messenger RNA. Its product is annotated as mucin-2-like. Lineage: Eukaryota; Metazoa; Chordata; Amphibia; Anura; Ranidae. The annotation marks the transcript as partial. The transcript has a single exon. The record is from RefSeq and is a predicted model, not a curated record.